Messenger RNA from Paraglomus occultum, 132 nucleotides. Lineage: Eukaryota; Fungi; Glomeromycota; Glomeromycetes; Paraglomerales; Paraglomeraceae. The record is from the annotation of a GenBank genome assembly.
CAGCUUUAGCAGUUUUCUGUAGAGAUCCUAUAAAAACGAAAUGUUCGGCGACUAACUACACAGUAACAGUCCAUAAUAAUAAACAGCCAGAGGAUCAACAUCCUUACAAGAGGCUCCACAUUGAUGAUGAAG